GCUGCUAGUUGGCAGACUCCUACUGCUACAACACGAACCCGCUUGCUCCAGCAAAGAUCAGCUAGAGCAAGGAUCCACAACGACUGUCCCGGUGUUUUAGCUUGGAACUGGACAUCUGUCAGGCCUCGUUGGCGUUUUGUCCCGGGCGAUCCCCAGCAGCAGGAGUCAUGGUGAAGAAGAAAGGAAAGUCGGGGCGGACGAGCCUGAAGCAGAAAUACAAGAUCAAGAAGAGGGUCGCUGAGCAUCACCGCAAGCAGAAGAAGGGCGCCAAGAAGAACCCCACCACCGGCCGCAAGGUGAAGGACCCCGGAAUUCCGAACUCGCUCCCCUUCAAGGAAGAGGUCCUGGCCGAAAUCGCGUUUGCGAAAAAACGUGUCGAGGAUCGCAAAGUUCUCGCCAAGGAAAAGCGAAGAGCGGAGAUGAUGAAGAGGAGAGGGCUCACUCCAGACGGUCAGACGCUGGAGGGGCUCGUGUCCGGUGCGGAGAAAUCCCAGGAGGAGUUCCAGAAGGUCGAGUCGGGAAAAGUCGUGGCGGAGCACCAGGAUGAGGACGCAAGUGUGCGGCACGGCCAGAGCUCAAGAAGGGCCUACUUCCGCGAGCUGAAAAAGGUGGUGGAGACGGCGGACGUCAUUCUAGAGGUUUUGGACGCGCGGGAUCCACUGGGCAGCCGCGCUCAGGCGGUAGAGGCGGCAGUGCUGUCGAAAGCCAGCAAGAAGCUCGUGCUCGUUCUCAACAAGGUGGACUUGGUGCCGAAAGAUGUGGUCGCGAAGUGGCUCAAGCACCUCCGACGGUCCUUCCCCGCUAUCGCUUUCAAGGCCUCCACGCAGGAGAGCUCCUCCUCCAUCAAGCAGACCAAGGGCUCAGCCGAUAAGGCUGCGGAUGGAAUGCUCAACCGGUCGGGCGCGGUGGGCACGGAGGCCCUGAUGGGCGUGCUGAAGAACUACUGCCGCAGCCUCAACCUCAAGACGGCCAUCACCGUGGGGGUCAUCGGGUACCCCAACGUCGGAAAGUCUUCCCUCAUCAACUCGCUAAAGAGGUCGAAAGCGGUGGGUGUGUCGGCGACGCCGGGCUUCACGAAGUCCAUGCAAGAGAUACACCUUGACAAGACGGUGAAGCUGCUGGACUGUCCGGGUAUCGUUUUCGACGACUCGGACGCAGGCGCGACCCUCCUCAGAAAUUGUGUGGACGCGGAGGCCAUGACGGACCCCACGCCGGCGGUCGCUGCUGUCCUCAAGCGCUGCGCGCCGGCGCAACUGAUGCAGGUGUACAGCAUCCCUCGCUUCGACCCGGACGACGCCUUCGCCUUCUUGUCUCUCGUCGCGAGGAAGAUCGGCAAGCUCAAGAAGGGCGGCGUUCCGGACAGGGUGCAAGCGGCCAAGGUCGUGCUGAGGGACUGGAACACGGGGAGGGUACCGUUCUUCACUGUGCCCCCUGAGGACGGCAACGGGGGGGGUGCUGCAGGGGCCAAGGCCGCCGAGGCGAUGUUCGUGGAGGGCUUCGGAAGGGAGUUCGAUGUCGAGGCCGGGGACGCCGAGGUGCUGGGCGGCCUGCCCGAAAGAGACCCGAUGGACUUCGUAUCCAUGGAGGCGGAAGAGGUUUCCAACGGGAAGAGCUGGGCGGAACGGGAGCAAGAGCUCUCUGCCGACAAUGAUGGCAUGGACGAGGACGAUGACGAAGAUGGAAAUAAAAAUGACGACGAGAGCAUAGAGGAACAAGAGAGUGACGACGACGAUGACGAUACGGCCACAACGUCCAACAUGACAGAAGCGGUAGCGGCACCGGGGAACGACGGAGGCAAGAACGACAAGAGGGCCGCACCCAGAGCGGCCCUUGAUGCUAUGCUUGCGGGAGACGCGGCCAUCAACCCCCAGGUUAACCGCUCGCUGAAGAAGACGAGAAAGGCCGACAAGAAGAAAGCGAGGAGAGAGAUGAAGCGGGCGUCGCUGUCGCCGGGGAAGGGUGGGGAGGCCGUUGGGGGUGCGUACGACUUUUCGAGGGAUUUUUAUGCCGGCGGUGAGCAGGCUGCUGGAGGGGGCGCGGGGGAGCUUAGCGACGAUGACGAGCUGUGAUCGGUUUGAUAUGUUCAUUCAUUGUGUUGGUUUCGUUGUUGUUCGACGAGGAUUGACGGGUUGUGCGCAGCAGUCGCUCGCGCGCUGGGAGCUUGGUCCGGUGUUGGCUGACAUGUUCAGUGACCGGAGAUCGACAACCUGUUCGGUUAACGUUAGAGACCCAGACUGCACUUUUAUGGCGUGUACUCGUAGAGUCGCAGAAGUGGUCUGACAGCUCGAUCUCGAGUCUGUCGAGAAAGAGAAAGGCCAUAAAAUUGUGCUACCGUGUGCAGACGAAUUUCCUCGUGUCAUCGAUGUCGGUGGAGUGAAGGACAUUUGAACAAUGUUGUAGGGCGUCUCUCGCGCACGGUCGAGGUAAUGCAGUCAUUCCGUGAGCACGGGUAACCUCCCGCUCACAAGUCCAAGAGCAUAAGAUCCACACUGAAACCGAUGAAGGCGGUAGGAGGGUGCGUGUUCGUUCUUCACUGGGUGGCUGCAAGCACCCGUAGGGACUCACUCCCUUGUUCAACCACAGGUCGAGGUAGUGCCCGUGGAGAUAUUCAUUUUACAGUACUCAUGUUCGCCGGUUGAACUUGAACAGUCGACAGCUGUAGCGUUUCCGGGUGGUUUGUGUCGACGAACGCUGGGUAGGCUAUACACGCAUGCGGUUGCGUGGUACGGUCUCUCUCUCUCUCUGUCUCUCUAUCUCGCUUACGGUGCGCUGUUCUCUGCGCAGGAUUUUUAGCAGACGGGGACUUUUCGCCAUGGCCGCUGCUUUUCGACUGAGGUGACGGCUUCGGAGAGGAUUUUUGUUUGCCAAUGCGCGUCUCUGAAGCAGGCCACUUUCCAACAGACUUGGAUCUGUGAUACCGAUAUCACAGGAGAGAGCGUUACUUUCUUUUUGACUUGCCAAAGUGAACCAUUUCUCUACAGUAAAUGAAUGCACGGGUUGGAAUUGCGUUCCGUAGACGGUGAGGUAGAACACGGCACAAACGCAGAUACAACCUAGAACACUAGUACAUCCAAUCCGAACAGGAUUGAUUUCUUCUGCGGAAAAAAAACAAUGACCGCGGUCGAUUUAUCUCAGGUCGCGAAAGCUACGAGUAGGGUUGUCAUCCGGCUGCGUCAUAACGGGGUACCCGGACCGGGUACCCGAUUUUGAAAAUACCCGGCCGAUUCCGGGUCAUAAUUUUGAUACCCGGGUAUUUUCGGCAAUAUUAUACCCGGGUACCCGGGUCACCCGGGUAUCUGGCCUUUUCGAUACACAGCGCCCCCAAAUGUCACGAACAGGCUGCCCACUGCCCACACACCCACACAGCUCACAGGUACCCAGUUGCAAAUACCCCCCCACAGCAUACCCUUCCGUGUCCUGCUUCUCUGUUUUUUUUCCUUCCGUGUCCUGCUUAUCUAUAUUUUCUGUUUUUCCUUAUCCUGUUUGUUGUUCCUUUUGUGUCCUACUUUCCUGUUUUUCCUUCUGUGUCUUGCUUUUCUUUUUUCCCGCCGGGUUCGGUCCUAUCUUUCAAACUUCUUUGCCGGUACUUGGUGUCGUUUUU
Ectocarpus sp. CCAP 1310/34 is the source of this 3601-nucleotide messenger RNA. NCBI's taxonomy places the organism in Eukaryota, Phaeophyceae, Ectocarpales, Ectocarpaceae. The record is from the annotation of a GenBank genome assembly.